Populus nigra (black poplar) is the source of this 781-nucleotide messenger RNA. RefSeq names its product 16 kDa phloem protein 1-like. NCBI's taxonomy places the organism in Eukaryota, Viridiplantae, Streptophyta, Magnoliopsida, Malpighiales, Salicaceae. The record is from RefSeq and is a predicted model, not a curated record. The coding region runs from base 63 to 527 and encodes 154 amino acids. The transcript is spliced from 5 exons.
CAAAAACCCUUGAAGGAAUCGUAUUGAAUCCUAGCUCAAAACCCAGAUAGAGAAACAGAGAGAUGGCUGUUGGAAUAUUGGAAGUGCAGCUGGUGAAUGCAAAAGGCCUCAGAGACACUGAUUUCUUUGGUGAUAUGGAUCCAUAUGUUCUAGUGCAAUACAAAAGCCAAGAGCGCAAGAGCAGUGUAGCUAGAGGUCAAGGUGGUCAUCCAGUUUGGAAUGAGAGGCUUGCAUUCAAGGUCGAGUAUCCAGGACAAGGUGGCGAAUAUAAGCUGAGUCUUAAAAUCAUGGACAAGGACACCUUUUCUUCUGAUGACUUCAUUGGUGGAGCCACGAUCUAUGUGAAGGAUUUGUUGACAUCGGGAGUGCAAAAUGGAACUGCCGAACUACAUCGCAGCAAGUACAGAGUGGUUGAUGCUAGCCAAUCAUAUGUUGGAGAGGUUCAAGUUGGUGUCACUUUUACCCUCAAGGAGGAACAAAAUUAUGACGGGGAAGAGUACGGCGGAUGGAAUGAAAGCAGUUUUUAGGUCUCCUGCUCCCAAUGCUAGCAGUAGCUUUUGUGGUUUGAAAUUUUUGGAAGGCUAUGCAACUUCCUGUGAUCUUGUUCUUAUGUUAGCAGAUGAGGGUCUAGCUCAAGGCUGCAUGGCAUUACAGUGUUUGUUUAAAAGUUUCCAUUUUCUUUUCUUUUUAAGAUUGUUGUCGUUGUUAAUCUGUUUCAUAUUCCCCACGGCCUACUGAGCAUCUUGUAAAUCCAGUAAAUAGGUAAGGUAUUGCGGGGAUG